UGAUAUUCUGGGAUAUAGGGCUGUGUGGAAGGGCCCCCAGAAUAUCUGCUUUGAACUGGGUUAUCUGAGUCCACACGGCCAUAUAUCCCAGGUCCCUUUCUACACGGGCCCUAUAUCCCAGGAUCUGAUCCCAGGUUUUCUUCUUUCAACUCGAGUAUAUGAAUCUGCACUGGGAUAAACAGAAAACCUGGGAUUCGAUCCUGAGAUAUAGGACCUGUUUGGAAAAGCCCAAAGUUCAAAGCAGAUAUUGUGGAUGACCUGCCUUGAUAUUCUGUGUUAUAGGGCUGUGUGGAAGGGCCCCAAAACAGCAGGCGAGGCCACUUCCACGCAGCUAUCUACAAUGUACAUUGAAUGGGGUUAAAUGGCAGUGCAGAUUCAGAUUACCCAGUUCAAAGCAGAUAUUGGGCCCUUCCAGACAGGCCCAAUAUACCAGGCUCUGAUCCCAGGUUUUCUGCUUUAAACCGGAUUAUAUGAAUCAGCACUGGGAUAAACAGAAAACAUGGGAUCAAUGUAUUGUUGAAGGUUUUCAGGAAGAAAUGCAUCAGGAACAUGGCCAUACAAAAAACUCACAGGAACCCAACCUGGGAUCAGAUCCUAGGAUAUAGCACCUAUCUGGAAGGGCCCAUUGUGGAUUAUCUGCCUUGAUAUUCUGGGUUAUAUGGCUGUGUGGAAGGGCCUUAAAUCUCUAGAGGAAACACCCACUUUGGUACCAUUUAAUAUAGGCCCCUUCUGCACUGCCCUAUAUUCCAGUCCUGACUUCUUGCCAGGUUGGGGGAACUUGUGACAAUGAAGCUGCCAAUGAAACUGCAUCCAUGGCAGCAGAAGCCCAGUUCAUGUUCUUACACUGCCAUAUAAAAUCCGGAUAAUCUCCUUUGAAGUGGAUUAUAUGAAAGUGUAGAUUCUCGUAAUCCAGUCCAAAGCAGAUAAUGUGGAUUAUCUGCUUUGAUAAUCUAGAUUAUUUGUCAGUGUAGAAUGGGCAUGGGCCCCAGCUGUUCUUUCAAGUCCUAAAUUGAAUGUCAUAAGGAGAGUGUUUCACCCCUUCCUUGUUGCUGGCUUGCCCAAGAAGGAGGGAAUUCCCACAAAUCUGCCUGAACAGUAGGGCUUCCCUGACACAUCUUUUUACCAUCGGGAGAGACAGCUACUUGAGGCAUCUGUUCCUUUCAGAAAUGUGCAGCAAGGGAAAAGGGAUGUCGCUUGCAGGGGGAUUUGUUGUGGGCCAGAGGGGGAAUCUGGAUGGUUUGAAUUUGACAGACCUCUUGCCUUAAUAGCUUUCAGAUGUUUAUAUCAGAGCUUCCCAGACUGUGUGCCUGGCAUGUCAACAGGUGUGUUGCAUGACUGUAGAGAGAAACCUCUGAAUUUAUGUGAAAUAAGCAAUAAUAUAUUUUAAUUAUAUAAAUGUAUGGUUUUCAUGAGAUAUUCUGUAUCCCCAUAGAUUUUAUUAUUGCAGUGUAUUUAUUUAUUUAUUUAUUUUCAUUAUUUCUAUCCCGCCCUUCUCACCCGAAGGGACUCAGGGCGGCUCACAAUCUGGCAAAAUUCAAUGCCAAUAUACAGUACAAAAAGAUAAAACAUAAGCAAUUAAAACAAUUAGGUAAUUUCACAAAAUACAAGAAAUAGAUUUAAAACCAUACAUUAUAAAAUACUUGAACCAUUCGUCCACAACACCUUAUACAUAAACCUUAAUCCGGACCGAGUCGAGCCAACAGAAUUCACUCAUCAAACGCCUGCUCACAAAGCCAAGUCUUUACUUUUUUCCUAAAACUCAGAAGGGAUGGAGCCUGCCAGAUAUCACUGGGAAGGGAGUUCCACAGCCGAGGAGCCACCACUGAGAAGGCCCUAUCUCUCUUCCCCACCAGCCGCACUUGUGAGGCAGGUGGGACUGAGAGCAGGGCCUCUCCAGAUGAUCUUAAAGUUCUCACAGGCUCAUAGGAGGAGAUACGUUCAGACAGUGAAGAAGAGAAUCAGUAUGUCUUCUGUCCCUGCUUCACAUGCUCCUUCCAAGCUAACGGUGGCAUCACAAGUUCCUUUUGGAGAUCUUUGUUCAACUUUAGAACGGAUGCAAAAAGGCAAAUCUCGACAAGAGAAAACAAAAUAUUUCAAAGAAUUUUUAGACUCCUGGAGGAAAUUUCAUGAUGCUCUUCAUAAAAAUGAGAAGGAUGUAACAGAUUCCUUUUAUCCUGCAAUGAGACUUAUUCUUCCCCAGUUGGAAAGAGAGAGGAUGGCUUAUGGAAUUAAAGAAACAAUGCUUGCUAAGCUAUAUAUUGAACUUCUAAAUUUACCCAAAGAUGGAAAAGAUGCUUUAAAACUUCUGAAUUACCGAACACCUACUGGUUCACGAGGAGAUGCUGGAGACUUUGCUAUGAUUGCCUAUUUUGUGCUGAAGCCAAGAUGUCCCAAGCAAGGUCAGCUGACCAUACAACAGGUGAAUGAUCUUUUAGAUUCUGUGUCUACCAAUAAUGCUGCUAAAAGAAAAGAUCUGGUGAAAAAGUGUCUUCUGCAGUUAAUAACUCAGAGCUCAGCACUUGAACAGAAAUGGUUGAUCAGAAUGAUCAUAAAGGAUUUGAAACUUGGGGUUAGCCAGCAAACUAUAUUUUCUAUAUUCCAUCCUGAUGCUACCGAAUUGCACAAUGUUACCACUGAUUUGGAAAAGGUUUGUAGGCAGUUGCACCACCCUUCUGUCUUCCUUAGUGAUGUUUCUAUUACAUUAUUUUCUGCCUUUAAGCCAAUGCUUGCUGCUAUUGCUAACAUACAGCAGAUUGAAAAACAAAUGAACAACCAGAGUUUCUACAUAGAAACCAAAUUAGAUGGUGAACGGAUGCAGAUGCACAAAGAUGGAGAUGUUUACAAAUAUUUUUCCCGAAAUGGAUUUGAUUACACUCAGCAAUUUGGUGCGUCUCCGCUUGAAGGCUCAUUGACUCCGUUCAUCCAUAAUGUUUUUGAAAACAAUGUUCAGAACUGCAUUUUAGAUGGUGAAAUGAUGGCCUACAAUCCCAUUACGCAGACCUUCAUGCAAAAGGGAAACAAAUUUGAUAUCAAAAGGAUGGUUGAUGAUUCUGAACUACAGACAUGCUUCUGUGUCUUUGAUGUUCUAAUGAUCAAUGAUCAAAAGUUGGGCCAUGAGAUACUGAGCAAAAGAUAUGAAGUAUUAAAUAAGAUCUUUACACCAAUACCAGGUAGAAUACAGGUGGUUUCUAAAACCCAAGCAAACACUCGGAAAGAAGUAGUAGAUGCUCUAAAUGAGGCAAUAGAUAACAGGGAAGAAGGCAUUGUGGUGAAAGACCCCAUGUCAGCUUACAAGCCAGAUAAACGUGGAGAAGGAUGGCUGAAGAUCAAACCAGAGUAUGUUAACGGAUUGAUGGAUGAACUUGACCUCUUAGUUGUUGGGGGUUACUGGGGAAAAGGUCUUCGUGGUGGUAUGAUGUCCCAUUUUUUAUGUGCUGUUGCCGAAACUCCGCCACCUGGUGAAAAACCAUCUGUAUUCCAUUCCAUUUGUCGUGUUGGUUCAGGUUACACUAUGAAAGAGCUGUAUGAUCUUGGCUUAAAAUUAGCUAAAUAUUGGAAGCCAUAUCGUAAAAGGGAUCCUCCCUGUAGUAUCCUAUGUGGAACAGAGAAACCUGAAGUCUAUAUUGAACCUUGUAAUUCAGUCAUUGUUCAGAUUAAAGCAGCUGAGAUUGUCAAUAGUGAUAUGUACAAAACAGAGUGUACUUUACGUUUCCCUCGCAUUGAGAAAAUAAGAGAAGAUAAAGAAUGGCAUGAAUGUAUGACACUUGACCUUCUCGAACAACUCAGAGGCAAAGCUUCUGGGAAGCUAGCAACUAAGCACCUUGAUAUAAGUGAUAAUGAGCCACAAGAAAAGAAACGCAAAACUGUGCCAAAGGUUAAAAAGAAACUUGACUUAAUGGACCACUUCAAAGCCCCUGAUCUUUCCAGUGUAAGCAAAGUUUCCAGUAUGUUUCAAGAGGUUGAGUUCUGUGUUAUGAGCGGGACAGAAAGCUAUACAAAAUAUGAACUAGAAAGCAAAAUAGCAGAAUUUGGUGGCAGCAUAGUACAAAAUCCGGGGCCGGACACUUACUGCGUUGUUGCAGGAACUGAGAAUGUUAGAGUGAAAAAUAUUAUUUCUUCCAAUAAGCAUGAUGUUGUGAGAGCAGAAUGGCUUGUACAGUGUUUUCAAACCAAACAGUUUGUGCCUUGGCAGCCUGCUUUCAUAAUUCACAUGUCUCCAGAAACCAAACAACACUUUGCCCGUGAGUAUGAUUGCUAUGGUGAUAGUUACACUGCUGAUGUCGGUGUGGCCCAGUUAAAGGAGGUCUUCUCAAGAAUGAAUGACUUGGAGGAAAAGGUUUCAUGGGAAGUGAUUGCUGACAUAGAAGCACGUUAUUUAUGGGACAACUCUGGGCUGUGUUUGUUUAGGCAGUGCACCGUUUACCUGGAUCCUUCUGCUGAAGUGAGCAAUUCUGGUGCCAAGAUCACUCAGACCAGACUGUUAACUAGGGCACUGACCCUUCGCUUUCAUGGAGCAAAAGUUGUCCCGCAGCUUGAGGAGGGUGUCUCCCAUGUCAUCAGUAAAGAUGGUGCUGAUUUGACAAGGAUAAAGACAAUCAGAAGAACAUUUGAAAGAAAAUUUAAAAUAGUGUCUGAGCAGUGGGUAAAAGAUUCCAUAAAAGCUGGGAAGCUGCAAAAUGAUAAUAGUUACUUAAUUUAAAUGAUGUUAAUUAAAAGAGAUACUUGCUUACCUUUUUAUAUAUCUAUUUGAAAUAAAUUUGCCACACCCUCAUUCAUUCUUCUGUGCCCUUUUGCAGUUUAAAGGUAAUGUUCGGAAUGGCACAGGCAUACCCUUGAAAAAUAGGAUGGGUUUUAAAAACUUUCUCUCUGCUUUGUGUAGUUAUAUAUUUUAAGGGAAAUCUAGAUGUUUUACUCAGAACCCACUCUACAAAUGAGUUUAUGUAGAAUAUACUAACCAAAAGGAAUAGAUUGUCGCUAAAACCAAAAUCAGUGUUAUGAUUUAGCAAGUUUAUGAAUGAGGCUAUGGAUCAUUUUUUAAAAAAAUCAUAACUACUGAAAUACAUGGUCCCAUUCAUUUUUAAUUAUUUCUUGUGAUUACAUAACCUUUGAAUAAAUAAGGAAUUGUCCAUAUAAGAAAUAGUUAUCCAUUUUAAAACAAUGCUUCUGUAAUUACAUAUUUUAAGACUUGCCAAAUAAUCAGAAGUACAGUCUCUGUCAUACUUUAGGAAAUACUGAGGACUGUUGUCUUUAAAUAAAUCAGGCCAAUGUUGAUUUUAUGCAUGUUCAAAAAUACAAAAUAGGAACUUGAAAGAGUAUUUAGGUAUAAUUCCAUGGUUGUGAUAAUAAAACUAUGUUUAUUGUAUUGUAAAAGAGCAGCUGUUUGGACUUUAUAUAUGAAUUACAUUGUAUUUUAACAUUCUGUAUUGAUUUUUGCAGCCUUAGUGAAUUUAUUCCUGUAAUAUUGAUAUAAUGUUACACUUCAUGCUAUAGUUUUGAUUGCACCAAUAAAGCUAGUCUAACAAUGUUCUUUUCUGAGUUAGUUUGAACAAAGAAGAAUCGGAUUGUGCAUCAUUUCAGGCUUUGUAGAUUUUUAAAUAACUGCUAUUCAAUAGCUGGACAUUUAUGCAGGGGAGGGGAAUCAAUUGCUUGUGUUCUGUCUUCAUCUGCAUUUAAGUAAACUUUCUGAACUUAAUUAUACACGUUAACUUUUUUAUCCAAAGAUAUAUGAUUGUGUCUUACAAUAAAAAGUAUUUGCUAAGAAUAA
Messenger RNA from Anolis carolinensis (green anole), 5764 nucleotides. RefSeq names its product DNA ligase 4 (gene lig4). Bases 1769 to 4699 code for a protein of 976 amino acids. Lineage: Eukaryota; Metazoa; Chordata; Lepidosauria; Squamata; Anolidae. Gene Ontology annotation, molecular function: ATP binding; DNA binding; DNA ligase (ATP) activity. The record is from RefSeq and is a predicted model, not a curated record. The transcript is spliced from 2 exons. Gene Ontology annotation, biological process: immunoglobulin V(D)J recombination; nucleotide-excision repair, DNA gap filling; double-strand break repair via nonhomologous end joining. Gene Ontology annotation, cellular component: DNA ligase IV complex; DNA-dependent protein kinase-DNA ligase 4 complex.